CGAGGCUGCGCGAGGCGUAUUGGAUUGGCAAGGAAUGGGCAAAUAGCCAUGCCCGAGGCCCUCGAAGGGGCAAGACCAAGGCGGAGAUUAGGGAGGGGAAGAAGGGGGAUGAAGAGGAAGAAGACGAGGACGAUGAGCCUCCCAAGAAGUAAGUGGAUUGAAAACCAAUACGAGAAAAUGAUGAUUCAACUACAUUGAGCAAAACGCUAGCGUUUUUCGUUAUGGAACGAAGAUGUUGGUUAUUACCAAGACUACGGCAGCGAGCAGCAGUAGCAGCAAGGGGAAGGCCGCGGCCCGCAAGCGCAAGGUCGCUUGCUCGGACAAGGAAGAGGAGGAAGAAGAGGAGCCUCUAGGCGGCGACGACGACGACGACGAUGACGACCCCGAUGUAGAAUAGGCACCACGUGCCUGUCGUUUCCAGAAGGCUUAGUUUUCUUUUUGUCUGGAAGUGC
Molecule: messenger RNA, 452 nt
Organism: Aplosporella prunicola CBS 121167
Lineage: Eukaryota; Fungi; Ascomycota; Dothideomycetes; Botryosphaeriales; Aplosporellaceae
Exons: 1
Coding region: 233-397 (54 amino acids)
Source: RefSeq, a predicted model, not a curated record